AUGAAGGCUGCGUACCGUGGCGACGACGUGGCAGUGCAGAGGAUCCUGGCCACCAUGCCGCGCAGGCUCGUGUUUGCCACAGACGAACAAGGGUGGACGGCCCUCAACUAUGCGCUGCAAGGGCGCCAGAGCAGCCUGACCGCAGACGUGGCGUCGCCGCCUGGAGACCACGAGGCUGUCGUGGCUCGGCUCGUCUCAGCUGGCAUGGCUUCCGACAGCGCCUGCCCCAUCUACUACGCCGUCGCGCUGCGCAACAUAGCCGCGCUUCGCCUCCUCGUGGACGCCCAAAGCCCCGAGGACCUGGUCACUUGCUUGCAGCAGCGCGAUCACAACAACGACACGGCCCUGCACCUCCUGGCCCUGUCCAAGGCCUCUGGCUUCGCCCGCCUCUUCCGCAACGGUGUGGACCCGGCCACCGCCAAGGCCUUUCGCCUUCUUGACAUCGCGCCGCCCACGCUACACAAACACGAGCACCAGCCACUCCAACAUGACACGUUCGUCACACGGCACAUGCUGGAGGAGGCCACAUCGGCGUCGGACAUCCGGUUGCUGGCUCCUCUGCACAGCCACGGUCUCGGCUGCGACGAGCGCGACUCCCUCGGGCGAACGCCGCUGCACAUUGCCGCCUUUUCGGGCCGCUCCCCUGCCGCCACAUCUGCCCUCCUUGAUGUGCUUGGCUGCGAUGUUGCCGCGGUGGACAACGACGGCAACACGCCCCUGCACCUCGCUGUCGCUCAGGGGUUCUGUGACACCACCAACGCUUUGCUGCUUGCACCGCACGGCUUUGCGCUCAAUAACUCAGCAAACGCGCGUCGCGUCACACCGGCCUACCUUGCGAGCAGACCCCCCUUCUCCACAGUUUGUGGCAAUCGCUGGCGCGAUGACAGGCAUGCAGCGGCUGCAGGCGAUGGUGAUGGAGAUGCGGCUGCCAGGUCGCGCGAGCCAUCGCCGUGGACAUGUGCACAUGUGGAUGCAAGCGACAUCAACGACACGGCCUCGUUUCUCGCCGAGUACGUGCAUUUGGCCCAGCCUGUGGUGAUCCGCAACUACCUCUCGCACUGGCCCGCACACGCCGCCGCCAUCAGGCUCGCUUCCCUCGCUGCGUCCUCCUCCCCAUCAUCACCAUCACUUGGAGAUGCAAUGGUGUCUGUUGCGGCAGUUCCGUAUGCAAGCACGUACGGGCACAGCACUACACAUACCAUGCCGCUUCGCACAUUCGUGCAGCAGCACAUGGGCUACAGCAAUAACCACCACCAGCACCACCAGCAACAAGCUCAAGACUGCCGCACAACAGACACGUGCAUGUAUGUGUUUGACGGCAGCGUGCUUCACCGCCACCCAGAGAUGCUGCACAGCAUUGGCCUGCCCUUUGUGGUGAGCAGCACGGAGCAGCUUGUGCUGGCGCAGCUGAUGGUUGGCCCCACGGGCAGUGGCGCACCACCGCACUUCCACGGGCAGGCCAUCAACGUGCUCGUGCAAGGCAGGAAGCAGUGGCAGCUGUUUCCACCACAGCACGCCUUCUUCCACAUGGUGACUGCACACGCGUGGUUUGCGCGCGACACAGCGACAACCUGCUUCGACAGUGAUGGUGGUGGUGGUGGUGGUGGCGGGGGUUGCAGGCAAGUUAUGAUGACGUGCGAGCAAAAGGAAGGGGACGCGCUGUUUGUGCCGGCGUCCUGGGGCCAUGCUGUGCUGAACGAGGCGCCUGUGGUGGCUGCCGCGUUUGAGUUCCGGGGCUGA
Salpingoeca rosetta is the source of this 1740-nucleotide messenger RNA. RefSeq lists its product as uncharacterized. Gene Ontology annotation, cellular component: cytoplasm. Lineage: Eukaryota; Choanoflagellata; Craspedida; Salpingoecidae. Gene Ontology annotation, molecular function: protein binding. Bases 1 to 1740 code for a protein of 579 amino acids. The record is from RefSeq and is a predicted model, not a curated record. The transcript has 2 exons.